UUACUCCAACUUCUCCCACUUUAGGAAGAAUAGUGCGGACGGUGGAGUGUAAAGACUCCAGUCCACGCACUAUCUCACUCACACACACACACGCGCGCACGUACACGCACACACGCACACACCUCUGCAGCUGCUCUACCAUGCACCACAGACAUGUCACCCAUCUGCUGCUCUGUCUGCUGAGCGUCGGCUUCUCUGCAGCGCAGUCUGAGCUGGAGACAGAUGAAGUGAUUCCCAGGCUGCUGUCCGCUCAGGACGCGCACCUGUCCGCGCGGCGCCGCGGUCACCGCUCCCUGGACGCGCCCGGGGCAGGACACUCUGACCCGGGCAGCAGUAACAGCAUCCUCAUCCUGACGCUGCCCGCUUUUGGCACGGAGCUGCAUUUGAACCUGACGCGGGAUAAUACGUUCCUGUCGCGGGACUUCGUGGUGGAGGAGAGGCGCGCGGAGCAGAGCGCGGCGGUCACGCGCGUGCCCCCGGAGCAGCUGUGCUUUUACUCCGGCUCCAUCAUCAACCACACGGACUCUGUGGUGUCAGUGAACACCUGUGGUGGCCUGACUGGUCUGGUCCAGAUCGGGGAGGAGACCCUGUUCAUUCAGCCGCUGGAGGAAAGCGAUCCGUCGAUCCAGUCUUUCUCGGGACGUAAACAUCGACUGUCUCGUCACCGACGUUCGUCUGACGGCGAGCACGAACACGACUUCUGCGGCACCAGACGAGUGUCUGGGAAGAAGAAGGAGAAGAGGUCAAAAGCAGUUGAGGACGUUCGCGGGAAGAGAAACGCCAUCCGUCUCCAUGACGUCUACACGGUGGAGACGGUGGUGGUGGCGGACUCGGACAUGGUGCAGUAUCACGGCGCCGAGGCUGCGCAGAGGUUCCUGCUGACCGUCAUGAACAUGGUCUACAACAUGUUCCACCACCGGAGUCUGGGAGUCAGGAUCAACAUUCGCGUCACCAAGCUGGUGUUGCUUCACAGCCGCCCAGACAAGCUCCAUGUGGGUCAUCAUGGAGAAAGGUCUCUGGAAAGCUUCUGUCACUGGCAGUAUCAGGAGUUUGGUGGACCCCGGUACCUUGGCACCAACCAUGUUCCUGGUGGAAGAGAUGACAUCCCACCGGUGGACACAGCCGUGCUGGUCACCAGAACAGACUUCUGCGUCCAUAAAGACGAACCCUGCGAUACAGUGGGUAUUGCUUAUUUGGGCGGUGUCUGCAGUGCCAAGAGGAAGUGUGUGUUAGCAGAGGACAAUGGACUCAACUUGGCCUUCACCAUUGCUCACGAGCUGGGUCACAACAUGGGAAUGAGCCACGACGAUGACCACGCCACCUGCACUGGUCACUCCCACAUCAUGUCCGGUGAGUGGGUGAAAGGAAGGAACCCCAGCGACUUGUCCUGGUCUUCAUGCAGCCGCGAUGAUCUGGAGAACUUCCUCAGGUCCAAAGCGAGCGGCUGCCUCCUGCACACAGACCCCAGGAGUCGGUACCAGGUCCGUCUGCCGCCCAAACUGCCCGGAAUGCACUACAGUGUGGACGAGCAGUGUCAGAUCCUGUUCGGAACCAACGCCACAUUCUGCAAUGACAUGGAGCACUUGAUGUGCGCUGGCCUGUGGUGUUUGGUCGAGGGCGAUGCCUCCUGUAAGACCAAACUGGAUCCUCCUCUGGAUGGAACGGAGUGUGGAGCAGACAAGUGGUGCAGGGCAGGCGAGUGUGUCAGUAAGACUCCCAUCCCACAGCAUGUGGAUGGGGACUGGAGUCCAUGGAGCCAGUGGAGCAUGUGCAGCAGGACCUGCGGUACUGGAGUCCAAUUCAGACAGAGGAAAUGUGACAACCCUCCGCCUGGUCCUGGUGGACGACACUGUCAGAGGACCAGUGUGGAGCACAAGGCCUGUGAAGGUCCUCCCUGUCCCAAGGGGGCGCCCAGCUUCAGAGACCUGCAGUGUCUGUCCUACGACCGACACGCCAGCAAGAAGAAGGGCAGCAUGCUGAUGGCUAUUAUUAACGAUGAGAAGCCAUGUGCGCUGUUCUGCACCCCAGUGGGUCGAGAUGUUCCCGCACUGAUGGCUGACAGAGUGAUGGAUGGGACGCCCUGUGGACCAUAUGAGGCUGACCUGUGUGUUAAUGGGAGGUGUCAGAAAAUCGGCUGUGACGGCAUCAUCGGCUCUCUGGCUAAAGAAGAUCGCUGCGGCGUUUGUAACGGAGACGGUCGCUCCUGUAAGAUCGUGAGAGGAGACUUCAACCACACCAAAGGAAUGGUCACCACUAGGCAGUGUAAGAGGGUUUCUACCUGUGUGAUGACUAAACCCAGAGCUGUCCCCAAGUGUUUCUCAUGCUACAUCGAGGCCGUGGUUAUUCCUGCAGGAGCCAGGAGAAUCAAAGUUGUGGAGGACAAACCCUCACACAGCUUUCUGGCGCUGAAAGACUCCAGCAAGAGAUCCAUCAACAGCGACUGGAAGAUUGAGCUUCCAGGAGAGUUCGAGUUGGCCGGGACCACGGUGCGCUACGUUAGAAGAGGACUGUGGGAGAAGAUGUCUGCCAAGGGACCGACGAAGACCCCGUUACACCUCAUGGUGCUGCUGUUUCACGACCAGAGCUACGGGAUCCACUACGAGUACACGGUGUCACUGAACACAUCUCAGGACAGGGGCAAUGAGGAGCACAGAGAGCAGGAGUAUCUCUACAUCUGGACACACAGCAGCUGGCAGGACUGCACUGUUCAAUGUGGAGGAGGCGAGCGGAGGACAGUGGUUUCCUGCAUGAGAAUAGCCAAUAAAACAAUGGAGGUGGUCAACAACAGCUACUGUCACCUGGAGAACAGACCACUGCCUCAAGUACGAGCCUGCAACUCUCACCCCUGCCAGUACAGGUGGGUGGCGGGAGAGUGGGGUUCCUGCUCGGUCACGUGUGGUAAAGGUCUGCAGCAGAGGGGUGUGGUUUGUGUUUAUCACCUUCAGAAUGGGUCAGUCAUCAACACCAGAGACUUGUACUGUCAGGGAGGAAAACCCCCCGUGCUGCAAGGCUGCGAGGGCCGUCUCUGCCUCACCGUGUGGGAGGCUUCAGAGUGGUCCAAGUGUUCGGCAGACUGUGGUCAGGGAGUUCGCCGGCGGACGGUCUCGUGUACAAACCCUCAGGGUCUUUGUGAUCCCAUGUCCCAACCGACGAAGGAGGAGCCGUGCGAGGAUCACUCCAAAUGUUACGAAUGGAAGACGGGAGACUGGUCCAAGUGUUCGUCCUCCUGCGGGAAGGGUCUGCAGUCACGGGUGGUCCAGUGUAUGCACAAAGUCACCGGUCGCCACGGUAACGACUGUCCAGUCACGCUAAGACCGCCCACCUACCGUCCCUGUCACCAGGGCGCCUGCAACGAGAAAAUCAAUGUGAACACCAUCACCUCCCCCAGGCUAGCUGCUCUGACCUACAAGUGUUUGGGGGACCAGUGGACGGUUUACUGCCGCGUGAUCCGGGAGAAGAACCUGUGUCAGGACAUGAGGUGGUACCAGCGCUGCUGUGACACCUGUAGGGACUUUUAUGCCAAGAAAAUACUGCACAAGAGCUAAUGACCAAAUGACAUCUGUUACUUUCACUCUUUACAAACAGCGCUCCAUUUUGUAAAUGUUUUUUUCUUUUUUUUUUCUGUUUUUUAAUAUUGUUAAAUAAGAGAAAAAAAAAACAGUGUCUAUUAUUGAUGGAACUUUUUGUAUUUAAAAAGAAUUUGAAAUGAGCUUCUAGUUUUGAUGAAGACUUGAAAAUAUCCAUAUUUUCUUUCUUUUUUUUUUUUUGCUGUACACCAAAACAUUUUUUUUUAAAGAAAUGGAGGAGCCUUUGAAAAAAAGCCCACGCUGGCUUCUUUGUUGCACAGAAUGGUUGGAAAUAAGUGCUUGAUUUUUGAAGUUGACUUCUAGCAGGUCUAUUAUCAGAUAACACAGGAGUUAACCACAACUUUAAAAUCUAUUUUUACCCUGUACGGUACUGUAUAUAGCUAAUUAUAGCUAAUUGUUGCAAUUUUGAAUAACUAGUCAACAGGUUUUUAUAUAUAUAGGUGAACCUAUUAUACUUAAGUGUUAAGUAUACUGUAGUAAUAUUAAUAAUAAUAAUACUGUAAAAUUACAGUGAAUGAAACCAGCCAGUGAUUGGAGACCCACUGAUCCGCCGCUCGGUGUGGCGGCCGUGGAUAGCCCAUGUAGCAGAACAUUCUUACACUUAAGCUCGGUACAGACGGUACACGCUGGUCUUUUGAUUUAGAUGCAGACCACUUGCUGGAUUCAAUACGAUUCUUGCCGAAAAUAUUAAUCUGUGGUUUCUUAAAAGCAGCUGUUUGGCAAAAAUGGUAUAAGUUAUAUAAUGUUGUUUAAUGCUUUUUAUGGAGCCCUGGAGGUGACGUAGACGGGAAUGUUUUUCAAAGCGCUCACGCUUUAUCAUUUGCACACGCGAGAUAAGAAGUCGCACGCACGCUUUACUAAAGCGAACGCGCGAGAUAAUAAAUAAUAAAGUUCAUUAACUUAACUUGCGCAGGUGAAGUUAUACAUUUCCGUCUAUGUCACCUCCAGGGCUCCGUACCUUUUUAAACGCGAUGGUUCAGGUUUUUAAAACAGAGCUUGGUGCUGCCUGAGCCGUGUGCGCCCCCUGUUGAACCAGUGUACGACAUGGCAUGGAAUAUAUUUACUACUUUUUCUCGUCAUUAAAGAGCCGUUUUCCCGGCUGGAAAGUGAAGUUUGCGUCACUCAGUAAACCGUUGGCUCUCCCUGCACCAAAGUCCAUUAAGAAAAUCAACAAUAUUAAAUCACAGCACACAGGAGUUGUCGAUCCACUGCUGCCUUUAUCGGUAAAUUCAAAUGUGUUAUUCUGUGACGGUGUAAUCCUUAGUUUGGAUUUACCUCAGUAACACAAACUGACCACACGAGGCAGCAGUGGACCAGCAGCUCCUCUGUCCCCGUGGGCUAAAAAUGCUGAUUUUCUCUAUAGACUUUGGUGCGGGAGAGUGAGCGGUUUACAAACUUUUUGCAGCGAGAUAAAUUAGCAAAAUAUAUUCUUAAGAAGUUAUACACCUAGGGAGGUGUAGAUUAUAUUAGGUGAGCGUUUUGUUUAGAGGCUAAAGUUUGUUUUUUCAGUUGUUUUUGGGGAACACAGCUCAGGCAGCGCCUCCUUACAACCACACUUCUAAAAAAACCUGAAUUAUCUGAAUUAUAAGGUCUAAUCGACCUCUGGUGCUUUUUUUGUUCGUUGGACGUCACACAGACGAGAAGUGGUGCUGAUUCUAGAUGCAGCAGAGGCCGUGUAGAUUAACCUGGUGUUAAAAUCCCGCUUCCUUCUGCCGCGUCUAGCUUUCCUUUUGCAGUUUCGUGACGUCGUAACAUUAACUUCACAAGCGAACUGUUUCUGUAGUGAUCUUGCUCCUGCGGCUUUAACCUUCAGCUUCUCUUGACUCUGACUUAUGCAUUGUGUUUGUAGACAAAUCCACUCCAGAGGUUUCCGCUUUCCUUCACAGAGAUAAUGAGAACACGUGUGUAAAUUGCAGAGGCCCCGUGAGAAUUUAUUCACCUGUUUGUUAUCAGGUGGAAAAUGGGGGCCUUUCGUUCUCCGCUGCUUUAAAGGUCCAGUGUGUAAAGAAGAUACAAGACUCCUCCCUUUAUAAAGGUGCUUUUAUAGCAAUGAGGGCGGAGUCAACAUACCACAGCUGCAUGAAACUGCUGUGACGUUUUAUAUGCAACACAAUCUAAUGACUUUAAAGCAAACUCCAUAACAUUAACUUUACUGGGCUCAAACCUGGGUCUUUUUGCUGCAAAGGUAAAAGUGCUAACCACUACACCAACCGUGUAGCCGUCAUUAGAAUCAGUCGAUUAGAAAGAGUUGUUCACAGAAUCGUUCAUUGCUUCCUGCAUGACCGGAGCACAGACUCCCUCUGACACUGAAAUACCGCUGAACGUGGUCGUGAUUCGACUCACGAUCGCCAGGCUUUCAGCAAUGCUGUCGCUAAAUACACCAGACUCCUGUUAAAUAUUGACUUUUUAGACAUUUCCUUUGCUAAAUGUUGCAGAUUAACGCAUGAUUUCAGGACUUUUUAAGUCUUUUGAACUGAUCUACAGUUCGGCAUUGUUCGGCUUGGUUCUUCGUGCUCAUGACACUCUCUGACCAAUCAGUGGCCGACAGUCUGUUGACGUCACACUGUAGUAUUGGUUGAGCUCGCUUGGAACCUCACCAGCAGUUCCCUGAACACUUUUGAAUCCGCAAAACCUUCCGACAACUUCUCGACUUUGAUGCGUCUCGCUCAUUCACAUGCAGGGUACAAAUUGUUAAAAAUGGACACCAAAUUUCCAAAAUGGCUGACUUCCUGUUGAGUUAAGGCCAUGGUUACGGUGGACUUUUUUGUUCCCAAGUUUUGGGAAAUUCGGUGGAAGUCAACGUAUGCCGAAGUCAUAUGGCACUUCCUGUUUCGUGGUGAAUGGUCGAAAUUUGCCCAAAACACAGAGGGUUGCCGUGGCUGCGCCGUUUUGAAUCUGCAAAACCCUUCCACAACUUUUCAACCAAUUAAUAACCUUUGAUCUGUGUUGUACAAAUUGGCGCAUUUUUUUUUAACGUCUGUGCGACAAACGCGCUCGGACAAGUUCGCUCAUUCACGUAGGGCGCAUAUCACCAAAAUGGACGCCAACAUUCGGAAUGGCCGACUUCCUGUUGAAGUCUCCUGA
Molecule: messenger RNA, 6671 nt
Organism: Solea senegalensis (Senegalese sole)
Lineage: Eukaryota; Metazoa; Chordata; Actinopteri; Pleuronectiformes; Soleidae
Gene: adamts17
Product: ADAM metallopeptidase with thrombospondin type 1 motif, 17
Exons: 24
Coding region: 141-3545 (1134 amino acids)
Biological process (GO): extracellular matrix organization; proteolysis
Cellular component (GO): extracellular matrix
Molecular function (GO): metalloendopeptidase activity
Source: RefSeq, a predicted model, not a curated record